This is a messenger RNA of Colletotrichum orchidophilum, 2079 nucleotides long. RefSeq lists its product as uncharacterized. Gene Ontology annotation, molecular function: RNA polymerase II cis-regulatory region sequence-specific DNA binding; DNA-binding transcription factor activity, RNA polymerase II-specific. Bases 1 to 2079 code for a protein of 692 amino acids. The transcript is spliced from 2 exons. The record is from RefSeq and is a predicted model, not a curated record. Lineage: Eukaryota; Fungi; Ascomycota; Sordariomycetes; Glomerellales; Glomerellaceae. Gene Ontology annotation, biological process: regulation of transcription by RNA polymerase II.
AUGGCCGCUGCGUUUAGACCAGUAAACUCACCGCUGCCUGGUGCCGACGUUAAGAUGGACGACAAGAUGACGACGUCACCAACAACGCCGAAACCAAACACCGCGGUGCUUCCGCGGACACCACAGCCCUUGGCCGAAGACGUGAAGACGCCUACGAAAGCGACCUUCAGCAGUGGCAACGGCACUAUCGGUUUGGCAUCCCAGAAGCCACUGCCGAGCUCUCCAUUUCCCCAGGCCGUUCAGGUUCCCGAGAGUGCCGAGAAGGUCAAGACCCCGACAAGAGCGAACUCGCAACAUUCUAGGAGAUCGAGGGACUCGGAAGAUGUGGACAUGGACGACUCUGACGGCGACGGUGACGAUGGAUCUGACGAUGAUAGUGUAAAUGCCGACGGUACCAGAUCAAACAAGAAGAAGAAAUCACAGCGCUUCUACUGCACCGAUUAUCCGCCAUGCAACUUGAGCUUUACUCGAAGCGAGCAUCUAGCCAGGCACAUUCGGAAACACACCGGCGAAAGACCUUUUCAGUGUCAUUGUUCGCGCCGUUUCUCCCGUCUCGAUAACCUGCGACAACACGCACAGACGGUGCACGUCAAUGAGGACAUCCCCAUAGAUUCCUUAGCUGCGACGGGUGCUAGAUUCCAGAGGCAGAUGCGCACCGAGCGUGUGCGUCAGCAGGGUGGCAGGGCCCGCGCUUCAACGGCUGGCAGCGCGCCUGCUCCUGUUAGAGGUCACUCCAAGUCGUUGUCAACUAGCAGCAUCGCUAGUGUCGGCUCCAUCGGCUCUGCUUUUGGACCUCGCGAUGAUAUUCGACGACGCCCUCCGCCCCUCGUCAUGGCGACCGACCCCCGUUCGCGCCUAUCACUCGAAUCGUACAGAAGCGCUGGAGACGGACCUUACGGCUAUCGCCCUGUCUCCCCGACUGACUACAGCACGCCGACGUCAGCGACGUUCUCCACUGGUCAGAGUAGUCCGCGCUGGGGAUCGGGAAUCGCUUCUCCCACCACCACGCACUCCCGAUCCCACAGCAUGUACUCUUCGGGCUCGAGGACUCCCGGUCGGCGACUCAGCGUGCCGUCCGGAGUCAACCCGUUCCAGUCACCACACGGCGCACCUGUCAAUAGAAUCGUGUACGGCAACGGGCCGGCCAACACCUCCAAUAUGGGUGCUUUCUCCCCCACCCCAAGCAGUCAUCUGGCAUCGCCGACAACGCCGACAUCUGGAUGGUCCGGCAGACGGGACUCGAACUCGUCUGCAGCAGACGAAGCCUGGCGCAGGCGGACUUGGCACCCUGAUACGAGGACCUUCAGUACCAACACCAGCCACCUGAGCAACGUACUAACGCCCGGUCAAAUUCAACCGAACCCCGCACCGCCCAUCGCCAAUGCUCCCAACCCACAACAGACGCUUCGAUUGCCUGGCAUUGAAUCCUUUGAUCCUCUGCCGUCAAGACAGCUGUCUCCUCCCAGACGGAUUCCGUCACCGAUGAUGGUUGACGCUGAGAGUGCCCACCGUCGCCCCAUGCUGCCUGGUACCGACGCUGUGGCCGAGGAACGACGGAAUGUUGCCCAGUGGGACAUGAGUUUGCACCGCGGCCUGACAAGACUGGACAUUGCCUCGAACACAACACCGCCUCGCGACAGCGCUGGUGCGUGGGCAAAGGAGGUGAACCAGGCCGUGCAGGCGCAAGCGGAGCAAGUCCGCUUAAACCCGCCGAUUGUGAGGUUCGAGGUUGACCCGCCGUCUUAUGCCAACUCGGGUGCUUUCACUCGCAAUCACCAGCACACAAUGUCAGCGCCCUCCUUUGCACACCGAGAUACCAAACGCCACGGAUGGUAUCACGGGCCGGUCGGUAGCAACGUUCACGGGCCUCGCCCGGAAGCGCCAAGCCAGGACCCUCGCGGACCCCACGUCAACCGGAUGGUCCAUCCCAACAUGGGUCAUUUUGCCGGAUUUCCUGGGCGGCAGCCUGAGCCACAGCAAGCCCAGCAGCAACAACCUGGCAAUCCUGACCCCCUGAGACGGCUGGAAGCGCUGGUGGCUGUUGCUACGAGUGAGGGAACCACCGCCACCGCUUACUGA